Messenger RNA from Ilex paraguariensis (yerba mate), 846 nucleotides. The record is from the annotation of a GenBank genome assembly. Lineage: Eukaryota; Viridiplantae; Streptophyta; Magnoliopsida; Aquifoliales; Aquifoliaceae.
AUGCAUGUUUGCCUGAGUAAAUGUGUGAAGUUUAUUAAGUGGAAAGCUUCUUUUGGGAAUAUUGCGGCACAUCGGAGACGGCAGCAUGCAGUUACAGUGGGAAAAGAAAGAAGAGAAGCACUGAUAAGAACAAAACGCCUGUGCAUAGUGGGAGUUAGUGAUGAUAGAGAUUUCCCAUUUGACAGUGAUAUGAUAACUGAUGAAGAACAAUCAAUUUUGGAGGCUCAGGCUUCUUCAGCUGUGGAAACAUUAAAGCUUGCUGUUGGCUAUCAAGGGAAAGGUGCAAUGCAGAAAAGAGUGACUGCUCUUCGUGAAUUAAGGCGUUUGUUGUCUAGAUCUGAAUUUCCUCCGGUUCAAGCUGCCCUCGAGGCUGGGGCAAUUCCUAUCCUCGUGCAAUGUCUUUCAUUUGGCUCUCCAGAUGAACAGGAAAAGGGUAGAUUAGGGGAUUUUGGGUUGGGGGCCGAGGGGGGAAGAGAAAAGUAUGCUUUCCUCUUCCUUUUGAUUUCACAGCCAUGCUGUGUGGUUGUCUAUCAAUGUGUGGCAAUUGUUUAUGCAAAUAGUGCAUUAGUGCCAAUGGAAAUCUUAAACAAAAGUAUAAUGUUCAAUGUUGGGAAUAUUGCGGCACAUCGGAGACGGCAGCAUGCAGUUACAGUGGGAAAAGAAAGAAGAGAAGCACUGAUAAGAACAAAACGCCUGUGCAUAGUGGGAGUUAGUGAUGAUAGAGAUUUCCCAUUUGACAGUGAUAUGAUAACUGAUGAAGAACAAUCAAUUUUGGAGGCUCAGGCUUCUUCGGCUGUGGAAACAUUAAAGCUUGCUGUUGGCUAUCAGUAUGUCAACUCGUCCUAG